CACAAUGGGUCAGACACCAGACUGGGUUAAGCAACUAAAGCCCUCUGGCGCUCAAGGCCAUGAGUUGCUCGCGGCGGAGCGUGCUGGCUCCAAUAUUCCCCGUUCAGCAGCUGGAGGAGCUGCUCCACACCAAAGAGGUCAUUGAGAGGAAGCACAAGCUGUUGAGCAUUCUCAAGGCGGAAAAGGUCUUUGACAAGUCACAAAACUACUUCAUGGGAAGGGACAGAUCGAUUCGAAAGAGCUUUGGCGCGAGAGAAGAGGUUGAGAAUCUUGAAGAGGCAACACAACUGGAAUCUCGAGGAAUUCCGGCAAGCUACUGAGCUCAUUGGUGAGCCUGGCCCAUACGGUCUUCACGACAGUAUGUUCAAGGUCACGCUUGAAGGUCAAGGCACCGCAGAACAGCAAGAAAAGUGGCUCACCAAGGCCAACGACUAUAAGAUCAUUGGAUGUUACGCUCAAACCGAACUUGGUCACGGCUCCAACGUUCGUGGACUGGAAACCACCGCUACCUGGAACUCAGAUGACAAGACCUUCACUAUCCACUCACCUCACCUUACAGCAAGUAAGUGGUGGAUUGGAUCUCUCGGUCGUACUGCAAACUAUGCCGUCGUAAUGGCUCAGCUCAUCAUCAACGGCAAGUCUUACGGACCUACACCAUUUUGCGUACAGAUCCGUGACCUGAAGACUCAUGAGCCUCUUGAGAACAUUCACAUUGGAGACAUUGGUCCCAAGUUCGGCUACAACACCAUGGACAACGGAUUCCUUUUGUUCAACCAGGUCAAAGUGCCGCACAUUAGCAUGUUGGCUAAGUACUCGCAUGUGGAUCCCAAGACGAACAAGUUCCAACGUCGUGGUUCCCCAACCCUCGUGUACGGCACCCUGACAUGGGUCCGAUCAACCAUUGUCAUGCAAGCCGGUUCCGUUCUUGCUCGUGGUGUUACAAUUGCUACAAGAUAUGCUGCCGUCCGUCGCCAAUUCCAGGACCGUGACGCGCAAGCUGGGGAGGCUGAGACCCCGGUUCUCAACUAUACGAUGGUGCAAAUUCGACUUCUCCCCCUGUUGGCUGCAACAUUCGCCCUUCACUUUACUGGAAAGUCAAUGAUGGACAUGUACCAGGAGAACCAGAAGAAAGUGCAGAAUGCCGGCGAAGAGGCGAAGAAGAGCUCUCGCGGAGCAGGACCUGAGGAGACGAACGCAGGAAGCGACUUGCUUGCAGACCUACACGCUUCCUCUUGUGCGCUCAAGUCUCUUAGCAGCAGUAUCGCUGCCGAAGGUCUUGAGGUUUGCCGAAGAGCUUGCGGCGGCCACGGAUACUCCAGCUUCAGCGGUAUCGGCCCCUGGUAUGCCGACUACCUCCCCACUACUACCUGGGAAGGCGACAACUACAUGUUGACCCAUGCAGGUCGCACGCUAUCUUCUCAAGUCAGCCCGCUCCGUUCUCAACAACGAGAAGCCCACGAACGACACCACCGCCAUCCUCACAGAAUUCCACAAGCGCCGCACCAUCGGCUGCGCCUUCGACAUCAUCGGCUCCAAUGAAGAUCUUGUCGCCGCUUUCGCAUGGCGCGUAUCUUUCCUGACCUUCGAAGCCAGCAAGCACCGCGACGAACAGAAGAAGGCCUGGAAUGACCUUCUCGUCGAUUUCUACCGCCUCUCCAAGGCCCACGCGCAAUGGAUGGUCGUCAAGAACAACCUUUCCGCGCUUAAGAAGAUCGAGGCCGAGGGCAAGGUCGGCAAGGAGACCCUAGACGUACUCAUGAAGCUCUUCCGCCUCUUUGCCCUGCACACUCUCGAGCAAGAGGGUUCCGAGUUCUACGCCAGUGGCGCCUGCAGUAAAUUGCAGAUUCAGCUUGCUCGCACGCAGGCGGUUAUGCAGCUGCUCAAGGACAUCAGGCCGCAUGCUGUCAGGCUAGUGGACAGCUGGGGCUUCGAUGACUGGGUCUUGGACAGCUCGCUGGGACGCGAGGAUGGAAAGGUUUACGAGGACAUGUUCUACAGGGCGAGUGAGCUGAACCCGCUUAACAGGAUCACAGUCGAUCCUUAUCCCGAUAGCGAUGUACUGUUCAAGAGGGUGGAGAAGGCGAAGUUGUAGAAUGAAAGAGCGGAUCAGGAAUAGAGUUACUUUGAACAUGUAGUUUAUUUAAUGCAUGGACUUGUUGAUUUUA
This is a messenger RNA of Parastagonospora nodorum SN15, 2165 nucleotides long. RefSeq lists its product as hypothetical. Bases 361 to 1539 code for a protein of 392 amino acids. Gene Ontology annotation, cellular component: peroxisome. Gene Ontology annotation, biological process: fatty acid beta-oxidation using acyl-CoA oxidase; lipid homeostasis. The record is from RefSeq and is a predicted model, not a curated record. The transcript has 4 exons. Gene Ontology annotation, molecular function: FAD binding; acyl-CoA oxidase activity; fatty acid binding. Lineage: Eukaryota; Fungi; Ascomycota; Dothideomycetes; Pleosporales; Phaeosphaeriaceae.